UGGCAGUUAGCACAAAUCUGGGUUUGAAUUUUGUGCAUCUAUCUGGUUUGAACUAGGGCAGCUGGUGUUGAGUUUUCUGAAUGGGACAGUGAAAGACUUAUAAAACAGUAGCUACUGCCUGUGAAUCCAGCAUUGUCCAGACUCAUUUCUGUCUCCCCUAGCUUUGUGACUAAGCCGUCUAUGGACACAGCUGAAAAUACGCCAGAAGUCAAUGACGAUGGGACAGAGCCACCAGACAUUAGGAACCAGGGCCUGCACAUGGAGACAAAUUCACUAGAAGAACUGGAUUAUCUGCAACCAGAACAUGUUACCAAUGAUGGUGAGAUCAACACGUGGGUGGAAAUGGAGCAGCCAAACUUCAGGACAGCCCGAGCAGCUGAGAUUGAGCUGGAGAAGAUGCGACUGGAUAUGGAGUUGAUUGUGCUGAAAUACCACUAUGAGGAAAAGGAAAAGCAGCGGCAGCACAAAGAGAAGAUGAAGCAAUUGUGUCUGCAAACACCAUCUGGACACCCUGCCGAAGGAUGCCAGGACCUUCUCAUGCCCCAAAACCAGUUUGCUUUGUUCCUGUAUUGCUUCAUCUUCAUACAUGUUAUCUACACAGCAAAGGAACUAUUGCUCUUCUUCGUUAAGAAGCAUCACCUAUUCAUCAUUGCAGUUACCCUGUUAUAUUUAAUUAAAAAGCUCUGGGACUAUUUGUGUGCUCUGUUCUUUCUCUGUAAGGUCUACAUUGGUUGAAGCCUCUGUCUGGUA
Messenger RNA from Pelodiscus sinensis (Chinese soft-shelled turtle), 750 nucleotides. RefSeq names its product transmembrane protein 247 (gene TMEM247). The record is from RefSeq and is a predicted model, not a curated record. Gene Ontology annotation, cellular component: endoplasmic reticulum. NCBI's taxonomy places the organism in Eukaryota, Metazoa, Chordata, Testudines, Trionychidae.